Molecule: messenger RNA, 1663 nt
Organism: Cercospora beticola
Lineage: Eukaryota; Fungi; Ascomycota; Dothideomycetes; Mycosphaerellales; Mycosphaerellaceae
Cellular component (GO): fungal-type cell wall
Molecular function (GO): acid phosphatase activity
Source: RefSeq, a predicted model, not a curated record
CUUCGGGACAUUACUCCACACAGCACGCUUGACGUAGCUCUUUCCAAGUUUUGUAGGACGACCAGCAAGAUCGCGUCAGGCAUCAUGCAGGUACAAACAGUAUAGAUCUUCAAUACAAAGGUAAGCUAGUUUGUGCUACUCACAAACAAACACCACAGAUCUGCCCUUUCUCUGGCAGCGGCAUCCCAGUGUGCUCUUACUAUCCGGUAUGGCUAUGUCUACACUAGCUCUGGUCGUGGCCCUCGCGGCGCUGUCCAUGGCCUCGAGCCAACAGCAACCCCUGUACAGCGAGUACAGCUUCAACCCGCUGGAGCACUUGGCUGGUAUCGCACCAUACUUCGAGCCAAAUGAUCCAGCACGAGAGCCCAGUCCACCUCAGGGCUGUGAGGUCGAGAAGGUCGCAUACCUUGUUCGCCAUGCCGCUAUCAAUGCAAACGACUUCGACUACGAAACCUACCUGGAACCUUUCACCGACAAACUCAAGAAUACUACAGUAGACUGGUCGAAGAUUCCCGAACUGUCAUUCCUCUCAACAUGGACCCCACCUAAGCUGGAAGAACAAGAAUUGGUAACAAGGAGCGGGAAGCUGGAGGCUGCUCAGCUCGGUGUUCAAAUGUCCUUCAGAUACCCGAAGUUGAGACUGCCGAAAAGAGUCUGGGCGAGCACUGCUGAGAGGACAGUCAUCAGCGCGAAGGGGUUGAUUCGAGGCCUCGAGACAGAUGAGAAUCAGAUCAACUUGGUGCAGAUCUACGAGGGCAAGGAGUCUGGCGCCGACAGCUUGACACCAUACAAAGCAUGCCCCGCCUACUCUUCUUCGCGCGGUUCUGAGCAAAGUCAGACCUAUGCGAAAAAGUACACCGCGCCCAUCCUGGCAAGGCUGAAGACCUACGCGCCAAACUUCAAUUGGACGGUCAACGAUGUCAUCGGCAUGCAAGAAUGGUGUGGCUACGACACCGUCGUGCGUGGCUGCUCGCCUUUCUGCUCGACAACGCUGUUCCGCCCCGAUGAAUGGCUGCAAUUCGAGUACACUCAAGAUCUCAUGUAUCACCACAACACCGGCUAUGGCAACCCAAUAUCUGGUUCUCUUGGAUAUGGCUGGGUUAAUGCUACGCAACAACUUCUUUCAUCCGACGACGACGAUGACCAGGAUAUCUAUGUCUCAUUCACUCAUCGUGAGCUGCCACCGACUGUGUUGGUUACACUGGGAUUGUUCAACAACUCCGAUUCGACUGGGGCAAACGACAUCAAUGCUACCAUGCCACUGGACAAGGUCAACUAUCACCGCCAGUGGGUUAGCUCAUACAUCCUUCCGUUCUUGACCAACAUCGCAGUCGAGAAGAUGAACUGCACGGGCUCGUACGGCUACCAAAACCAGACUGACCCUACGUACUAUCGCGUUCUGGUCAACCGCAGCCCACAGACCAUCCCUGACUGUCACGAUGGGCCCCAGGAAUCUUGUUCUGCUGCAGGAUUCAAGAGCUUCGUGGAGGAAAGAGGGCAGAUGUUUGGCGAUUUCGCUGGCGCUUGCGGCGUGGAGUACGACAACUCCACGAGCGUAAUGAGCUUCUACUCGUCGCCAAACAAUGGCACGAUUGUUGGCAAGAAGCAUUGAUAGACUAGCACGAAUGUAAUGUGUAAUGAUGAAUGACAUGCGAUGUGACAG